GUUUUGGUCCUUCUGGCUUGCUUUUGAUCCCGAUGAUGCACUCCCCAUCAUUCCACUCGCAGGGUCUAUGGGUCCGUGAAUUCGCCACGAUCAGGAGAUUUGUAGUCUGAUCCAACGCAAAUGAGCUGUCAAGAUUGGCAAAUCCUGACGUCAAAAUUGGUCGAGGACGUCUUUGAUUCCUACGCGAAACGAAAAAGGUGGUUGAAGAAAAGCAACAUAAAAAGAAUCUGCAUCCGGGAGGAGGAUCGACCCCAGGUGAAAUCGUUCCAUGUAGUUUUUUUAAUAGUUAUCCCCUGCCGGAAUUUAUAAUCAUAAUCGACACAAGAUGGUUGAAGGAUCUAAUUUCCCUCGUCGUGACCCUAAGAACACCCAUGCCUGGCUAGUGGGUAGCGGCAUCGCAUCCCUGACUGCUGCCAUCCAUCUCAUCAAGGAUGCCAAGGUCCCUGGGGCGAAUAUUCAUGUUCUUGAUGCAAGCCCAGACUCGGGUGGUGGAUUGAAGACGCACGGGGAUGCAAUCGAUGGAUACUUUCUCCCGAUGGAUGGAAACCCUCACUUCCACGGCGGUUGCGUGGAAAGGCUUUUGUCCCUGAUCCCCAGCGAGUCUGAUCCUGACCGGUCAAUCAUGGAUGUGAUUCGACUCCGAGCCGAGGCUGAGCCCAAAGUCGUCGCUCCUCAGGCUCGCGCUGUCAAGCUAGGAGCUACAGGGGUAGAGGCUUUUCUCCCGCGGGGUAUUCAAGUAGGGAUAAAGCAUCGAAUGGCGCUGGUGGGUUUGAUGCUGGAGAGUGAGACAGCCGUGGGAACGAAGAGCAUUGAGGAUGUGUUCGACAAGAGCUUUUUUGAUACUACAUUUUGGAUGCUGUGGUCGACAACCUUUGCAUUGAAACCGUGCCAUAGCGCAGCGGAAUUCAAGAGGCACCUGCGCAAAUAUCUGGAAGAUAUACAGUCGCUGAACAGUGUCAAAACCGUCAAUCGUACCCGAUACAACUUCUUCGAGUCUGCCGUUGGCCCGCUCACGAAAUACCUCCGGCAAGAGGACGUGGAUUUCCGCUUCAACGUGAGAGUUACGGAUCUACGGUCCUAUCCCGAGGGGGAUCCGACUACGAUUUCGGAAAUUGAGCUGCUGAAAGCUGGCCAGGAGGAGCUCAUCACGGUCGAUCCAAUGGAUAUUGUUCUUGUCAGUCUUGGCUCAGUCAACGCAGGAGCAGCCCUGGGAACCAACCAGACUCCGCCUCCGGGUCUCACAGCCAACUGGGAAGAUCUCAUGGAGGGUGAUUGGAAGCUCUGGGGGAAGCUGUCUAACAAGUCCCUGAAGUUUGGAGACCCGGCCAACUUCCUGUCUCGAAACCAACAGUCGACCGUUGAAACAUUCACCACUACAUUCAAGGGACCGGAAUUCUCGUCUCUGUACCAUAAACUCACGCACGACAGGCCUGGAACCGGCUCGUUACUGUCACUCACGGAGAGUGCCUGGGAGAUCACCAUCAGUAUCCCCCAUCAGCCGAUCUUCUCGGACCAGCCCGAAAACGUGACGGUGAUGCUUGGAUACGGCCUGAACCCGAUGGGAGUGGGCAACUACGUGAAGAAACCAAUGUGCGAGUGCUCUGGAGAGGAGAUUCUCAGCGAAGUCCUUUCACAUCUGGGGAUGGCCGCUCAGCCGAUCAUCUCCACCGCAAAAACGAUUCCCUGUGGAAUGCCGCUGGCAACCGCUCCAUUCCUCACUCGCGGGUUCCAUUCUCGGUCGGCGGUCUUACCUCCCCGCACUACAAACGUUGCCUGCGUUGGCCAGUUUGUGGAUAUUCCAGGGGACACUACUCUUGAGGUUGAGUAUAGUGUACGGGGGGCUCAAAUUGCCGUGGCAGAGUUGAUGGGAUUGCCAGAAAAGCCCCCGAAGCCGCCUAGGAGUUUACUGAUGGAAAUCUUUGACUUGAUGGUUUGAAUUUGACGUGAUGAUUUGUAGUUUUAUGUCUCUUUUUUUUAGUUGGUUGCAUCAUCUUCGAGCGUGAAAACCCCUGGAAAAGGAGAAAAAGACGUUUUCUCAUCUGGAUGUCGAGUUUCUCUCCUUGAUUCAUGUUCCUAAAAUGGUGUAUAGUCUCGUAUUUAGGAGGGUGAAGUGUUUUUUAAUUGAAAUUCCAUCUAUAUCUAUCUGGGCGUGAUGUGCUCUGUAGAUGACAUGUGAUCCGCAUCAUUUUGUAUAGAAGCUAGCCCUAGAUAUAUGUAUUCAAUCCCACCUCAACACCAACCUAGGGGUGAUAAUAGGAG
Molecule: messenger RNA, 2259 nt
Organism: Aspergillus ochraceoroseus IBT 24754
Lineage: Eukaryota; Fungi; Ascomycota; Eurotiomycetes; Eurotiales; Aspergillaceae
Product: oleate hydratase
Exons: 2
Coding region: 326-1936 (536 amino acids)
Biological process (GO): fatty acid metabolic process
Molecular function (GO): oleate hydratase activity; FAD binding
Source: RefSeq, a predicted model, not a curated record